This is a messenger RNA of Poeciliopsis prolifica (blackstripe livebearer), 5284 nucleotides long. RefSeq names its product carboxyl-terminal PDZ ligand of neuronal nitric oxide synthase protein. Gene Ontology annotation, molecular function: nitric-oxide synthase binding. The record is from RefSeq and is a predicted model, not a curated record. Lineage: Eukaryota; Metazoa; Chordata; Actinopteri; Cyprinodontiformes; Poeciliidae. The transcript is spliced from 11 exons. Bases 245 to 2239 code for a protein of 664 amino acids.
UUUUUUUUGCUUUUGUUUUUGUGUGUGAGAAAAAGAGCCGCGCAGUCUUGUCCUUCCUGAGGUCGGGACGGGUUGGAGCCCCGGGCAGCGGCCAUGGACCGCGCUCCCACCGCGCAGCAGUGCCUCACGCAGCCGUGCGCACCCGGCUUGUUGUAGCGUUUUCUGGAUCGAUCCGCUAAGCUUCUGUUCAGUGAUUUAUUUAUUUAUUUUUUUAUUUACUGUGCAAGAGGAAAGGGAGCCCGGGAUGCCCAUGAGGAACAGGUACAACCUGGUGGACGAUGUGGCGGACUCGCGGCUGCCGCUGCACAACGAGGUGGCUUACCAGCAUGGGAUUUACUUCCAAGCCAAGUAUGUGGGGAGUCUUGACGUGCCCAGGCCCAACAGUCGGAUGGAGAUCGUAGCAGCCAUGAGGAGAAUCAGGUAUGAAUUCAAAGCCAAGAACAUCAAGAAGAAGAAGGUCAGCAUUGUGGUGUCUGUGGAUGGAGUCAAGGUGGCACUGAGGAAAAAGCAGAAGAGAAAAGAAUGGACAUGGGAUGAGAACAAGAUGUUAAUCAUGCAUGAUCCAAUAUACAGGAUUUUCUAUGUAUCACAUGACUCCCAGGACUUGAAGAUCUUCAGCUACAUUGCAAGAGAUGGCUCCAGUAAUUCAUUCAGAUGUAAUGUCUUCAAAUCUAAAAAGAAGACUCAGGCCAUGCGUAUUGUGCGAACUGUGGGUCAGGCGUUUGAGGUUUGCCACAAGCUGAGUUUGCAGCAUGCCGAGCAGGAGCAGUACGCCGACGGACAGGCGGACGGCGAUAGCGACAAGUCAACGGAGGAGUCCGGCAACCACGCUCGAAAACUCACAGCAACUGAGCAGGACGAAGAGGACGAGGAUACAGAUGAAAGAGAGCGAAGAGGAGGAGGAGGAGGAGAUCCUUCAAUUGAUGGUUCGCUGUGCGAGAAGGCAGUCGGUGAGAUCCUGCAGAGCCUGGCAGAGCUCAAUGUGGUCAAACCAGGCCAGACAAUCAUGGACAUCGACAGACGGUCCGUCUUCACUGUGACGUCUCAAGGCAUCACUCCCAGCAGCCCUUGCUCUUCGUCGCUCACUCCACUGGCUUCUCAGCACUACCUGCAGCUCCUUCAGCAGCAGCUGCAGCAGCAACAGCAGCACACUCAGGUGGCCGUAGCGCAGGUGCAGCUGCUGAAGGACCAGGUGGCAGCAGAGACUGCAGCUCGCAUUGAGGCCCAGGCCCGCAUCCACCAGCUGCUGCUGCAGAACAGGGACCUGCUGCAGCACCUGGCGCUGCUCGUGCAGCAGCUGAAAGAGAUGGAGGGCCGCUCCCCCAUGAGAGCGCAAGAAGAGCAGUCGCAACAGGACACUCAGGCUAACGGACACAAUGCUCCACAGACGACACAAAGUUGGGAAUCAUCAUCAGCGAAACCAUUAUCCCUGAAUCUGAAGAAUCCGUACAAUCAGAACUUGGAGCCGCUCAUUUCCUCCACGGCCUCGUGGCCCCUCUCUCCAAACCAGGUCGACUGCGUGGAGUCCUUCCUGAACCUGCUGAACCUGGAGAACAGCAGUAAACCAGCAGCCUCGUUUGCCGAGCGGGACCCUUUCAUCAGAGCCAAUGGCACAGCGGAUAACAAGGAGAGCUCCAACAGUGAGAUUGUCCAGUUCUCAUCGAGGAACUCUGCCAACCUGGAUGAAAAGUAUAAAGAGAAAAUACCCAAACUUGACCCUCCUCCACCUUCCAUAAACCGCAAGCGAUCCAGCAGGACAUUCUCUCCGGGGUCAGAGGUCCCAGCUGUGCCCACGCCUGCAGCCCCGAGUCGCAGCAGCAGCCUCUCUUUCCCGGACAUCACCCCCUGCUCCCUGUCGUCCACCGAUUUCCACUCGCUCAGCAACGGUGAGAGCAGCUCCUCCUCGUCUUCGGCCAGCGAGGACUCUGGCGUCCGCUCCGAGACCAAGUCCCUGCUGUCGCCCCUUCGUGACGAUGAUGACCUUUUUGCUGACCACGGGGCAUUUUUGACAGCGUCCAGCAGCUGCGGAAGUCCCCUGGAGCAGCACGGCGGGGCAGGCGCUUCGUCCUCUGAUUCGUCAAUUACGGAGUCAAACACCAUGGCCUCGCGUCCUGACAGCGGUGAUCGGCCGCUGUGCUUUUCAUCUCCUAUGAAUGACACCUGCCUUCAUAUCAGUUUUUCGGAGGAUGAGCUUCUGGAGAGCAGCCAGGAGGACACCAAUAUGACCCCACGGAGUUAGGAUGACUUAAAUGUUAUUCAGUCAACGUAAAAUAAAAUCCAGGAUUUGCUUUCAGACCCUACUAUGUUUGCACAGGGCUUCCAUUUCAGGAUCUUAAGUCGUUCUACUCACCUGUGACACAGUGCACGUGUUGCUAAAACGCUUGCUAUUGUAUCAGUAAUUAGCCAAUAAAUAGAUUCAGUAUUUUUGUAAUAAAAUUUCUGAUCUAAUUUACUUUAUAGGGCCUAGAAUGUUAAGCAGAGUACAUGUAGCAAUAUAUUGCACUGUUGACGUCGUACUGAAUUCACUGUAGAAUUCUACACUAACAAAGGAAACACAUUUUAUUUUUGCUAGCUGUCGACGUGGAGCCGCUGUUUUGUAUAAUGUUUCACUUUGGUGCAAAUAAGUGGAAAAGGACGAUAAUUUGUCAAAUUCACAGUUAAGACUAGAACAGGGGAUCGAGGCGAUGUUGGGAAAAGUUUCAUCUCCUGCAGUGCAGGAUGGGAAGAAAGGAACAAGGAGGUCAGUGAUCGGACAGAGGAGAGAUAAAAGUCAGUCAGUUUAGUUGUUAUGGUUGUUCUUGGGAAUAUGGUCAGGCUCACAUUCGUUGUUUCUUUUUUUGUCAAGAGCAAGUGGGAUUUGGUUAUGUUGAGUCAGAUACAGACUGGUAUGAAAUGUUCAUGCUAGAGUAAAAUACCACAGGAUCAUGACAUUGUGGUAUCACAAUAUCUACAGUAUUGUGAUACCACAAUCUGAGGUACUGAAUGGUUUUAUAUAAAACUAAAAGCAAAUACGAGGAGUGUUGCAAUACGUACACGUCUUAAAAGGAGACAACAUACAAUGUCAAAACUUUACAAGAAACAGAAAUUUCCAUUUUUAUGUUGUCACAAGCAGCACGGAUUUAAUAAACAAUCUAAAAUUAUCAUGAAAAUAGUUGUUAAAUUGUAAUAAAAUAAUAAAUCUGAAACAUGCCUUUAUCUGCAAACUUUAUCUGCAAACUAUAGCAGUUUUUAAAAAGCUGCACUUUUUUAAAACUGCUAUAGUUUGAUGCCACACGCGUGUUUUGUGUUGUUCUUGUUGUAUCAAGAUGUCCCUAUAGCAGAAAAUAGAUCAAUUCUUGACAUGACAUUUAACUGUCAGGUCUUUCUUUUUUCUUUUUUUCUUUUUUUUUUUUUACAUUUUUGUUAUCAUAUCAACAGCUUAAUGACUAAAAGUUGAACAAAAAACAAUCCAAAACAAAGCUCUGUUCUGUGCAUCUCCAAUCAACUAGCAAAAAAAGUACAUAUAAUUCCCCUAUUAGUAGACACACAUAAUGCAACAACACAUAGUUCUACUUCGGGUGUAAAUGAAUUUUAUACUCGGAAGUGUAAAAAAUAAAAUCGUAAAAUUGGGUUGACCAUUUUUCUUAGUGUGGGUUAAAGUAAAACACAUUUAGAAACUUCUGCAGAUCGGCAAUAAACAGCUGAGAAGUUUAUGUGUUCACUUUGCUGCUUUGCUAUUCUUUAUGGCUUCGCCGAAAGUGCUCUGUUGUGAACUUUGAUUAGUAGAUGGAGAAACACAAUAAAAGUGGAGAUACGAGGCGAAGCAGCUGCGGGGGGAUGGAGGCGAUGGGUGCAGAAGUAAAAUGUCCUGAAGGGAAACAUUUUACACCAAAAGAUGAGGCUUUUCCCAACAUCACGUUUAGCAGGGAGUUUUACAACACUAACAAAGUAAAACACAAUAAAGAGGUGGAGCUGAAAACUAUGGCACUUUACUCUCUUUUUUUCCAUUAUUUAUUCUCAGGGAGCCUUAAGGUUUCGUCUGGGCUUUACAUUACCCUGCACACAGAAUGAUAGAAAGGUUAAUGUGCCGUGUAUGACGCCUACGUUCACUGGACUGCUGAAAUUACCUGUCUGUGCACGUACUUCAUUCUGCAAGUCAGCUUUGUUGACAGUCUUCUAUAUAAUUUCCUGUAACCGCAGUACAUUGGACCCACAGACUGAGCCGAAAGCACCAAGAAGCUUACGUAUGGUAGAGUUUUAGAGAAUUAGCUGAGUUAGCAGCAGAGAAAUCCUCCCUGGUUUGUUGAUAACAUUUGAAUUGGAUCUCCUUGUUUAUAAUUCUCCAAGUUUUCCACACAAGUCACAUUAAGGCUUUGUGUCACUUUUUCCAGAGGUGCUGUCUUCAAGCUUAGCAGUUCUCUCUGCCUUGCGAAAGCCGAAAAGCAUGCACGCGCAGCACAUGCUGUCACUGCCAGGCAUUAAGACGAGGCUGAACGGCUUAUUGCCCUCAAGGCCUCCAUGCAAUGCAUUUAUUAGAAAUUAGGCAAAUAGGAAUUCCCUUUGCUAUGAGGUAUUAAAGCUGUAAUUUGUCCCAGAGCAGCCAGGAUCUCAAAAGUGAAAGCAGCAUCUCUUGGCACAGCAAGCAUAAAUUAUGGAUACGGUUGCAUGUUUUGUAGCAAGAAAUGCACCAAUCAAUCUGGCAGAGAUCAGAAUCGACUACAUUAAAGGCAAUCAUGAGCUCCCAUCAUUUUCAGUGUACUACUGCUGUUCAAAAGUACGUUUUCAUGAUGCUUACAUUUUUCAAACCAUCCAACUAAUUAUAUAACUGGAGUAAAUACAAAAUGAUAGUUUCAUUUAUUAAAGGAGGCAAAUAUGUCAUCCCAGACUGUAUGUGAGAAAACAAAUGACAUCUUCAAAUUUUGCUGACAACCGCUGUCGAGCCUUUGAACACUGACGACGGUUGAGAGAAGCAGAGACUACGGGCUCUGGAUGCUCUGUUUGUGACUCCAUGAGUGAAUUGUUGAUGCACUGUUGGAGACAUGUUGGUCAUUUAAAUUGGAUAAAUGACCAAUUAGUCCAAUGAUCAUUGGAUAAGUGGUCCAAUGAUCGUUUAUCAUGUAUCCAAUGAUCAAAAGGCAGAGUUUGACCUUCUGAGAUCCUUUCAUGUUGCCAAACAGAAUUGAAGUGUUUUUUGUUGUUGUUUAUUAUUAACAAGUCAGACAGUAAUCAUUCCAAGGUGAGGAGAGUGAAAGUGAACCAAUAAAGGUGGAAAUCACAGUUAUUGCUGCGAUUAUGUCAACAUAGA